Fraxinus pennsylvanica is the source of this 393-nucleotide messenger RNA. The record is from the annotation of a GenBank genome assembly. Lineage: Eukaryota; Viridiplantae; Streptophyta; Magnoliopsida; Lamiales; Oleaceae.
AUGUCACAUAUUAAGUCUAUAUAUAUUUCUCCAGAGUAUGGAACAGAAGGGCUAGUAUCCACAAGGUGUGAUGUUUAUAGCUAUGGGAUAAUGUUGAUGGAAACUUUUACAAGAAAAAGGCCAAGUGACGAAAUGUUUGCUGGAGAUUUCAGCCUCAGGAGAUGGGUGAAGGAUUCAUUACCAGAUGUAUUACAUCGGGUAGUAGACCCUAACAUACUAAAUCUAGAAAAAAAACAUUCGAUUGAAAAGCUACAUUGCAUAGCAUCCAUCAUGGAGUUGGCUUUGAAUUGCUCAGCAGAGUCUAGCUGGGAGAGAUUGAACAUGACAGAUGUCUUAGCUGCUUUGACCAAAAUCAAGCUUCAGGUUCUUACAUCUCGUGAAGUGUCCCGAUAA